CUACCACCACUACCACUACCUAAUAGCUUCUUCUAUCAAACUUUCAUUGACUUGCGUUCGAGAACGAUCGGCUUGUACGGGAAAGGCCAUAUAACCUUAAGCCUUUGAUCAUAGCAUGGUGCUAUAGGUGAAAUGAGAAAGUGCAAAGCAUAACCGGCGACCUUAUCAUCAAAGAAACUUUCCGCCUUCAUCCAAGAUUAUUGGCAUGAUAUUGCAUGCACACAACUCGUCUCAUGCAAACCUGAGAUACUACCAGUAUUUCCAACCUCGGCUUCAAUUCAAUGAAUUCUGUGUCCCCUCCAGAUGUAUAUCAAAUAUCAAAUAUCCAAUAUCAAAUAUCCAAUGUAUCACCGAUGUAUGACUUCGUACGUCGGUGUUUGUCGUGAUGGUGAGGGUGAAGGUGGGGUGAGUGAUGCGGGGUUGAACAGAAUGGCGUCACUACAGUCAACCUUCCCUUCUUUACUACCGCUAUCUACUCUGUACAGGAAUGUGAAUGCUCAUCUUCACGCAGUAUCAUACAGUAUUCUUACCCAACGUCUAAUCCUACAUUCAAAACUUCACUUUGACUCUUGAAGAGCAAGAAUACUGUUACACUCACUCGUCAACCAAGAACCAUUAUCCCUUUUCAAUCCACUUCCUCAACAUGCCUCUCAUAGCUACUAACCCCAAACCUCGAAUAAUUCUUGGUCUGAUGAACUUUGGUCCAGACCCAUCCACCGGCGCACGCAUAACCUCAUUAGAUGAAUACAACACCUUCCUCGACCAUUUUCAAGGCGCCGGAUACAAUGAAGUCGAUACCGCACGUACAUAUGUUGGAGGAAAGCAAGAAGCGUUUACACGCGAAGCAAAAUGGCAAGAAAGGGGCUUGACAUUGGCCACGAAAGUCUACCCCACAGAAGCGGGAUUGCAUACAGAAGCAGAAAUAACGAAUAGAUUCGAGACGAGUUUGAAAGAGUUGGGGACAGACUGUGUGGAUAUAUUCUAUUUGCACGCUGCUGAUCGUGCAACGCCCUUUACAGAGACAUUGGCCGCUCUCGACAAACUCCAUAAACAAGGCAAAUUUGUCAACCUAGGACUUUCAAACUUCACAGCCUUCGAGGUUUCAGAAAUAGUUAUGCAUUGCAAAUACAACAAUUGGGUGCGGCCAACCGUAUACCAAGGAAUGUACAACGCCAUUACACGUUCCCUGGCUUCUGAACUCAUUCCAUGUUGUAAGCGCUACGGUAUCUCCGUCGUCAUUUACAACCCUAUCGCAGGUGGUCUCUUCUCAGGAGCCUACAAGUCAUCAGAGAUCCCAACCAGUGGACGCUAUAGCGAUGCUGUGGGAAAGUUGGGUGAAAUGUACAGAAAACGCUAUUGGAAGGAAUCGAACUUCGCUGCAUUGAAAUUGAUCGAACCAGUUGUUCAAAAAUACAACUUGACAAUGGUGGAGACUGCAUUUCGAUGGUGUAUACACCACAGUGCACUGAAUGUUUUGGAUGGGGACGAUGGAAUUAUCAUGGGAGCGAGCAGCAUUGAACAAUUAGAUUCAAAUCUCAAAGAUUGUGAGAAGGGACCAUUGCCCGAAGAAGUAGUGAAAGUUUUGGAUGAGGCUUGGAAGGUUUGUAUAGCAGAUACACCAAAUUAUUGGCACCUGGAUUUGAAGUAUGAUUAUGAUACUAGGAAGGCACUAUUUGGAGUAUAGGCAUAGAGUAGAUUUACUUUUAGAUUAGCGCCGAGAUAUACGGUUGCUUUCGUAGAAACAAGACAAGAAGCAAAGAACCACCUAAAGCUCACAUCCGUAAUGCUAUUUAGU
Molecule: messenger RNA, 1795 nt
Organism: Botrytis byssoidea
Lineage: Eukaryota; Fungi; Ascomycota; Leotiomycetes; Helotiales; Sclerotiniaceae
Exons: 2
Coding region: 644-1684 (346 amino acids)
Molecular function (GO): oxidoreductase activity
Source: RefSeq, a predicted model, not a curated record